Messenger RNA from Aedes albopictus (Asian tiger mosquito), 6595 nucleotides. RefSeq names its product titin-like. Lineage: Eukaryota; Metazoa; Arthropoda; Insecta; Diptera; Culicidae. The record is from RefSeq and is a predicted model, not a curated record. The transcript is spliced from 2 exons. The coding region runs from base 592 to 6546 and encodes 1984 amino acids.
UUCUCGGCGCUCGCUUGGACCUGAUCUCAGUCCGUGAGUAUCCGUCGUCCGAGUCGGUUCCCCCGUUUCGAAGCGCUGUCCCUCGGUGGCAGAGCCCCACACGGCCACGCAAAACGUAAGCGGCGGCGGUGUGUGUAACGCAGGUGUAACGCCUGUUGCGGUGAAAUUGGUGAAGCGAAUUACUGCGCUCUUACCGCGAAGCGGCGCGGCAGGUGACAGGUGUGUGCGCGCGCGGACGUCAUCUGUGUCUGUGUGUUUGUGUGUGUAUGUGCGCGCGUGGUUUCGUUGGAAAAAAGAACGAUUUCGCGCGCGGCUCUCUCUCUGUCUGUGCCUACCUACGGUGUGGUGUUGUUCUAUUUUCGAUCUUGCGGGCAAAAAUUGAAAAGAACGAUCGACCGACCGACUGACGGGUUCACUGAACGAAGAAUCAGUAUGAUUGAAGAGUAAUCAACAGAAAACGUCCAUAAGUUUUUAGAGAAAUAAAGGUGCUGUAGUGAAAUCCUAGAAUCAAGAAUCAGUUUACAGUUUACUUGUCAUACGUUAUGAUCUGUAUUUGUGCUAGUGCUUCAAGUUGAACAAACCGGAUCAACCAUGCCUCUGUAUUCCGAGCUGUACUACAACUACAUCGGCAACACGCCGGUCAUUCCGACUCCGCUGUCGUCGACCAUCCUACCGUCCAGUAACUACACGGCCCCCAGUUAUGUCGGGGUAUCCCGAGGCUUUCAGAGCCCCAUCAUCGUGGGCCGUACACCGUCCUUCACGCGAGGUUACGUCCCGAAGCUGACCCCGAUUACCGAGACUCCGCUCACCUCAGCCAGGGUAACGGCCUUGACGCGGGCCAAUUCGUCCAAAUUUCAUCCUCACACUUCACCGACCUAUCAGAAGCCACGACGUGUCAUCAACACUGCAGAUAUCGACGUCUCAGCCAGUCGCUAUGUGCGAGAUCACACUCCCAAACGGUUCCUCCCAUCGUCCCCAACCUCGUCCUUCUCCUCUCCUGAACCCAGCCACACCCCCGUUACCUCAUCCACACCAGAUCCCACUCCAGCGUCCACCACCACGUCCAUCAGCGCUCGCGAACAGGAACUCAUGGAACGCGUCGAACAGCGCCGGCAACGGUCUACCAUCAACCGUAACCGGGCCGUCGUACGGCUCAACACGAUGCGUGCUCGGAGCAAGUCUCGCGGCAGUCGAGGCAGCACCGAACGCAAGACCCCUCAUCACUCACCCGAACCGGAACCGUCCUUCGAAGAGGACAUGCUACUCUUCAAAGAACCACAGUCCAAAACCACCUCAUGGAGGGACCAAUUCCGCGACGAACUCUCCCUACGCCCCAAGAAAUCCGAGCCCGCCAAGAGUCCCGGCGAACUUCUGCUGGAGAAGCAUCUGAUCCGCGAGGGCGAAGACAGUCCCAUCAUCCUCGAACAGAUAAUCGCCACUUCACCGGUCAUGAUGCGCCGCGGUACAAUCCGACGCAAAAGUGCCAUCAAAAUCCCAAGCUUCCACGAGAUCUGCGAGGACAUCAACUCCGACAAACUGGACGAUGACCUCAACGCCGGUGAACUCCGCCGACGAGCGUCCCAAAUCAUCGAAGACGAAAUCGCCCAAUUCCAGCAGGAACUCCAGGAAUCCAACGGCCUCCUCGGCGACGACCUGGAAGAACGCAUCAAAGAAGCGCUCGAGCAGCAGACUGUCGAAUCGGUCGUUGAAGUGCCGGAAAAGAAGAAACAGAAAAAGUUUAAGCGGACGCGUACCAAACCUCUCCCGAAGAUCGACGUCGAAAACAAUGUAGUGUACGAUCAGGUGGACGCCGCCGGCAACCCUCUCAAGAUCACAAUGGACUCCCCAAUCAUCGAGUCUUCCGCUCCGCCGAAACUCCUCGCCGAAGUGGAAUCCAUCGAAGAGUGCACGGUCUUCAAACUCCCGAAGAAAAAGAAGCUUCCCGAAGACCUGGACGUCACCACUCCUCCCAAGAAAGCCUCCCAAAAGAUCACCGCGAAAACGAUCGAGCUGGAAACCGCGUCCCCUGCUCAGAAGAUCGAAGUCCUGAUCAUAGAUCUACCAGAAGCAAAAGUCGCAUCCCUCGAAGAACCGACCCGGAAGCUGGAGCAACCGAAGCCACUGACGGAGAAGAAACCGGAACCACCGGAAAAGAAACCUCUCGGCAGUUUGGCCGAGAGGAAGAAGAUCCUGGAGCGGCAGCGCAAGAUGGACAAGCUGGCGAAGCUGACCGAACGAAGGCCUCCUCCUGUGGAGGCAGUUCCGGCGGCUUCUGCGAAGGCAAGCGAUACAAAGACUGAUAACAACAAGCAGGAUGCCACUACGGCGGCAAAGGAGGAGAUCAAACCAAUGGAAAAGACUGAGCAGGGUAAGGAAGAGAAAGACUCGAGAGGUGGUGAGAGCGUGUCGGCGAAGAAGCUGUUGGAUUCUCCAAAGCUUCCGUUGAAGAAGCUCACCCAAGAGGCCCGUGAAUCCAGUCCAGUUCCGAAGGUUGAAGAGAAAAGAAAGAAUUCAAGCGAGGAAUCGACAGUUGGUGUCAAGAACAUGAAAGCAGCUGAAAAGGUCACCGUGGAAUCUCCCAAGCCUGUAAGGAAAGCUGCUGAGAACGCCGCUUCGAAGCCAACUACAGAUUCACCGAAGGAUCCGUCUUCUCCGAAGCUUCCACUGAAGAAACUUACCCAACAGCCAAGAGAGUCGAGUCCAGUCCUUAUAACGAAAACGGAAGUCGGUAAAGUUGAAUCGAAGGCAGCGAAGAAAGAUGCGAAAGCAGAUGGGAAGCUCUCAGCAGAUUCUCCGAAAUCUAAACAAGAGGAGACGAAGAAGCUGGUUCCUGUUCAGGAAAAAGAUGUUCCGUUGCUUAAGCAGACGCCUGAACAACCGCAAAAGAAUUCAACUCAAGUGUCGCCGGAUAUUGUCACAGCUGGUAAGACGGAAGUGAAGCCCAAAGAGACUGUCCAGGCUGAGUCAACAGAAAAACCAAACACAGAUUCUGCAGAACUCAAGAGAGCUACGCCUGUUGAACCACCCAAACCUAAGCCUCUCCAAGACUCCCCGAAGCUUCCGCUCAAGAAACCUAUCUCCGAAACACCUGAACCAAGUCCGACUCCCAAACCGACCGACGUAUUCAAAGUCCCGGAAGUUCGUCCGGCAUCUCCCUUCAAAAAGCCAGCCCCGAAACAACCACCGCCUGUCCCUGAUCUCCCAAGCGACCUCACGCCACCACCAACACCCACAAAGCCACUCAAGAAGACUCCAGCCAUUGCUCAAGAACCGCCCCGACCAGAAUCCCCGAAAGCCAAACCGUCCCCUCCGUCGGCUAUCGAAGCUGCUCCGAAGCCUACCACUCCGGAACAGCUUCCCAAGGCCCCACCGCCCCCCGUCGAACACCCCAAACCAAAGCCCCUCCUCAAACCGAUCACCGCUCGCAAGAGGACCACCAAUCUGAACCUUCCGCUCUCGCCAGAACAACAGGAAGAGGACUUCUGGAGCAACAUCGGAACGCGGGAGACGGUCUCGUUCGCACGGCGCAAGCAGAACAUCGAACGCCGAAACCAGAUGGUGCUGCUGAAGUUCGCCGAGCAGCAGGAGGAGGAGGACGAGGAAGACCAGGAGGAGGAGGAGCAACCCGAGAAGACGUCGAAGAAUGUGAGUACGAAGGUAAUGACGUCUCCACCAGCGGCAGCGAUCGCGGACAUGCCACAGUGGCCGAAGCCGAUCGAGGAAGCGGUGGGUGUGGCACGGAAGGCGUUCGAGGUGACGCCGGUUCGGAUGGAUGAGGUUAAGAAGGCGCCGUUGGUGGAACAGAAGGAGGAAGCGGCGAAGAAGGCAGUGGGAGGUCCCGAAGAAGUCGUGAAGGUACCGUUGACGGUACAAAAGGUUGAUGAACCCAAAGCAGGAGUUCCUAAUGUGAUGAAAAUAGAGGCUAAAGAACCUCCGAAAGAUGUACCGCAACUUAAAGAAACACAAGAACUACCAAAAGCUGGUUUUCUCAAAAAGACUGCGGCGACGGAGGUGAAGGAACCACCGAAAGAUACACCACAGACAAAAGAAAAGCUGGAAGAUCAACCCAAAGCUGGUUUUCUUAAAAAGACUGCGGCGGCGGAGGUGAAGGAAUCCCAGAAAGAUGUAUCGCAGCCAAAAGAAAUUCAAGAGACACCCAAAGUCGGUUUUCUGAAAAAGACUGUAACAACGGAGGUGAAGGAACCGCCGAAGGAUACAUUACAGACAAAAGAUUCGCCCAAAGGAGGCAUCCUAGGCCUCAAAAAGGUUUUACCGGUCGAGCCCAAGCCAACAAAGGAACCAUUGAAGACAACAGAAGAACUGUUGAAAACAGGUUUAGCCGGUCUGAAGAAGACCUCAGAGGUCGAACCAAAGGAUGCACAGAAAGCUAAAGAACCGACAGAGGAGCCAAAAGCAGGAUUCCUUUCUCCAAAGAAGAUUCAAGAAGCGAAAGAUCGACCAAAGGAACCUCCAUGUACCAAAGAUCUUCCUGAGGAAUCGCCAAAAGCGGCGGUCGUUGACCUGAAGAAAACUGCGGUAGUUGCACCCAAGGAACCCACUAAAGAACAACAGGUGGAGCCGAAGGCUAAUACCUUCGGUCUCAAGAAGGCUCCAGAACCUAGUUCUAAGGAACCCUCAAAAGUUGUCGAAGCCCCUGAGGAAUCUCCUAAGAAAGGAUUCCUCGCUCUUAGGAAAAAGAUUCAAGAUCUGGAAACGAAGCAAACCUCCGCGGAGUCACAAAAACCACCAGAGAGUCCAAAGAAGCUUCUGUCUCCAUCGCCACCAAAUUCUCCCAGGAAACUGAUCGGCCAGAAGCUCUCACCCAAGGAACUGAUCAAAUCCGUAGCACCAACGAUCGCCGCCGAGGCAGAGAAGAAACUGGCACAGGUACAGAAGACGCCGAAGAAGCUCUCGCCUACUAAAGAGGAAAAGCCGCCGCAAGAAGCCAUCGUCAAGCCGGAAGUCACCCCGAAAGAGCAACAACCCGAGCCGCAGGCGGCCGUUGAACCCAAACCAGCCGACGAUGAAGGUGCGUCGGCAGCGGCAGCUGCGGCGACCGAACCCAAAAAGACGAAGAUCGUCAAGAAAGUGAUUAAGGUGGUGAAACCGAAGGCACCGGCAGCACCGCAACCGGAUGCAGCCAAGGUCGAAGCCGAGCAACGGCGAAUAGCGCAGGAAAAUGCCGAAAAAAUCAAAGCUAAGGUAAACCAGAUAACGCUCAACAUGGGCGCGAAGCUCGACGUGGAGAUAAAGGACUGUGCCAAGUGUCAACAAGCAACGCUGACCGAUACGGAAAAGGUUCCCGCUAAGAAACCGAUCAAUACGACUACGUCAGCCGCUGACAGCAAUCCGAAAACAGAUUUAGCGAAAAAUAAAUUUGGCGCAGUAUCAAACUUAAGUAGUCUAUCAACGGCGAGUACGGCAAGUGAUCGAUCAGUUACCAAGCAGGUAUCGGCGGGCGCGGAUCAGCAAUCGAAACAAGCGAACCAAGUGAUAAGACGGUGCUCCUCCAGCAGUAGUAGUGAAGAAGAAGAAGGUACCGCCUCAGAGACAUCGUUUUCAGGUAUCGAGGACGACUGGUCAUCGGAGGAAGAAGAAAUGGCCAACGACAAGGCGGAGAAGAAGAAGUUCGACCCGCAGAAGCGCGUCAAGUUGAGCUUCGAGCAGAUGCGUAAGUGUUACUCCAAGGAGGAGAAAUGUCCAAUCGUGUUGGUGGCACGUCCGCGGCCUCUGUGGAAGGUGAAGCGACACGGGCACAGGCACAACCGCCAUGCGGACCUGACCAGCAGCAGCAGCGGCAGCGAGGACGAGUCCGGCUCGGCCACGGAUCAGACCUCGUCGGAGACGGCGUCCACCGUGGACGCCUCGUCCGACCUGAACACCGACAGCAGCAUCAACAGCAGCCGCGGCCCGAAAGGCAGCGGCAAGAAGAAGCAAGUGAAAUCCGGUAGCAAAACCAGUGACGUUGGUAGUGAUAUCUAUGAUAACCCGAUGGUGAUCCCGUUGCACUCGGAGCCCAAGGGCUCCGCCGGUUCCGCGGUCAGCAGCCGGGAUGAGAACAACAACGACAACAGUGGUGGCCAGCUGCCGCCGAACGAGGAGGACGGCGAGAACGACAAGAAUGCCGGAAACCACGAGGUGCGCAGCACCAGCACCAGCAGCCACGAUUCGGGCUUCUACGGUGGUGGCACGGCACCGAUCAGCCCCAAGAAGGCCAUGGGUAAGUGGUCACCAAGCGAUCAUGAUCAUGCGCACGGGGUUCAAGGUGAAAGAAAAAAUCGAUUCUCACAGUACGGGGACGCGGGGGAUGGGUCUUCCUUUGAUCGCCGCUCGCUUUUGUUUGUUAUUGUCUAUCGCAGGUUCAUGAUGGGGUGGUGGUGCGAUCGAGUGACUGAUCGAGGGACGGCGUUGAGUCACCGAACCCUCACAAGAUCACACAAGGCGGGGAUGCGACUCAUACGACCAAGCGGUUGCGCAACGUUGCGUAAGGUUCAAGCCCGGAAGUCUGCGAUCGGCGGCGGUCGACUCCCGCAGAUGAUCGAUUAAUUAGCAAAUCGAUCGUCGAUCAGUAUCGAUCGAUCGAUAGAUCGAUCGG